Molecule: messenger RNA, 1416 nt
Organism: Lodderomyces elongisporus
Lineage: Eukaryota; Fungi; Ascomycota; Pichiomycetes; Serinales; Debaryomycetaceae
Product: protein-lysine N-methyltransferase
Exons: 1
Coding region: 1-1416 (471 amino acids)
Biological process (GO): peptidyl-lysine trimethylation; peptidyl-lysine monomethylation
Molecular function (GO): protein binding; protein-lysine N-methyltransferase activity
Source: RefSeq, a predicted model, not a curated record
AUGCAAAACUUUAGUGAAAAGCUUGGUCGUCUCUUAGAGUGGAUCAAUCUCUCUACGGAUGAGCAAAAAUUACCACUGCAAUGCUAUAUCUCCCCGAAGAUCACCGUGAAGGAUGUUAAGGGCUCAGGAAGAGGUAUUUACGCAACAGCUAGCAUCUCACCGCACGAAAAGAUAAUCAAUAUUGGUCACCCCUUCUUACUCAAUUUCACUACUGUCUUGAACCACAUUGCCAAGCAUAACAAGAUGGAAAUUGAUCGACACGUUACAGUCCCAUUUGAAACUAAGGAAGAUGAGUUUACUGAAAUUUACAAAUGUUUCAAAAAGGAAGAGUUGCUUCGGCUAUCCUCUUUUCAAUUAUUAUCAAUGUACUUGACUUUGGAAAGAAAGCGCGGAGAAAACUCAUACUGGAAAGCAUUUAUCGAUAUGCUUCCGACAAUGGAGGAUUUCCAAUUGAUGCCAAUUACCUAUGGUGGUGGUGGUGGUGGUGGUUGUGGUGGUAGUAAUAGUACUUCAGAAAAUGGUGCAGUUCACGAAAAUGAAAAUGGUAAUAAUUUUAAUGCUGAUGAUAAUCAAAUACAAUUAAAACAACAAUUACCUGCAACGGCUUAUGCACUAAACGAAAAAGUCGAGCAACGAUUCAACCAUGAUUACAAAGUGAUCACGCAAUUACUUUUAGCGAAAAAUAUCUCGGAUGUUUCCACUAUCUUGCCACGAGAUGAUGUGCUUCUUUCCUGGCUUUGUAUAAACUCGCGUUGUCUCUACAUGGACCUUCCUACAAGUCACGACACACUGGAUAACUUCACAAUGGCACCGUACAUUGAUUUUAUCAAUCAUUCUUGUGAUGAUCAUUGCACAUUAAAAAUAGAUGCCAAAGGCUUUCAAAUCACCACAACUACUGCAUACAAACCAGGCGACCAAUUAUACCUAAGUUAUGGUCCGCACUCAAAUGAAUUUCUUCUAUGUGAAUACGGGUUCGUUGUUACGCUGCCUGAAGAGGAAAAUCGAUGGAAUGAUCUAGAUAUCUCAUCAUACUUACUUCCCAUGUUCAAUGCAAAUCAAAUUGAUUGUUUGAAAGAAAACGAUUUUUAUGACAAUUACACUUUGAAUAAAGACGGGCCCUCAUUCCGUACAGAAGUUGCACUUGCUAUUUUACAAGAACAAAACCCGCAUGAUUCACGAAGAUUUCGCGCAUUCCUUAAUGGUAUAUUGGACAACACAGUAUAUUUGCGAAAAUCCAAUACCAUGUUGAGUAAGAUCUUGACAAAAAUUAUGCAAGAAGCUGAACAACACCAAUUUGUUUUAGAGAAUGUAAAAAUAGGCGCAGAUGAGGUGCAAAGGUUACGAUUGCAUGUUGUAAUGUCUUUGUACAAGGACAGGCUAGCACUUGCCAGUCGCAUACUCAAAGACCUUAAAUAA